AUGCAGAUCUUUGUUAAAACCCUAACUGGGAAAACGAUCACUCUCGAAGUCGAGCUCAUUUAUGCUGGAAAGCAGCUUGGAGAUGAUAAAACAGCUAAAGAUUAUAAUAUUGAGGGUGGCUCUGUACUUCAUCUUGUGCUUGCACUGAGGGGCGGUAGGCACUAAAUAAUGCCUUCUGAUGUUAGGAAAAUAAACUUAUCAAGCCUUUUGUUUACAUAAUAGUUUGUGACGAAUAGCCGAGUUACAUGUACUGUGUGGGAAACCAGGAAACUUGUGGUAAAACGUAUUUAAUCAGCAAUGCUGUUCAUUUGCUUCAUUUUGUACCCUUGUCGUGGGGCAUUGAUUUAAUGCAAGUUUCAUUACCUUUUUUUAUUUAUUUAUUAUUUUAGUUGAACUGUUUA
Molecule: messenger RNA, 401 nt
Organism: Camellia sinensis
Lineage: Eukaryota; Viridiplantae; Streptophyta; Magnoliopsida; Ericales; Theaceae
Source: RefSeq, a predicted model, not a curated record